AUGGUCCGAAGUGGAAAAGAUGGUGGGCUCCACUUGAAGCAGAUUGCGUAUUACAAGCGAACAGGGGAGUAUCAUCCCACAACAUUAUCGAGUGAAAGAAGUGGAAUCAGGAGAGCAGCCAAAAAAAUUGUUUUCAAAGAAAAUAAGUUCUUCUGUGUUGGAAAAGACAGAAAAAAAAUGCACCUGGUAAUUGUUUCAGAUGAAGAGAAGAAAAAGGUGCUUGAGAAAUGCCACAAAAAUGCUGCUGGCACUCAUCAUGGCAUAUCCAGGACAUUGACUUUAGUGGAAUCUAAUUACUACUGGAGCUCUGUAACAAAUGACGUCAAACAGUGGGAUCCAUAUCAAAACACUCCAUAUUUCCAAAUGUUUAAUCAAAAUCCACAUGUUGUUGAGCCACUGAAUAUCUGUGUGGAAGGGGAAUGCAGUAUGUUUGCCAAAAUAUUUGAAGCAACUAAAAAAGCCAGUCAAGCACUGGAAGAAGAGAAGUUCUCAGAUUGUCAGGUGAUGAAAAAUACUUCAGAUGAACAAAAAAUCACAGACAAGAUCACUGCCAAAAGGAAGCCAAAACAGUUAAAUACACUUCGACUUAAAGUUUGUCAUGAAGUCCUCAGGCAAAGAAAAAACUGGUGGAAAGAUGGUCGUUUCCAAUCAGAAUGGGUUGGUCCUUGUCUUAUAGAUUAUAUUACAGAUAAUGGCUGUGCAAUAUUAAGAGGUGCUACAGGAUGCAAGUUAAAAAGACCCAUCAAGAUGUCUCACCUCAAGCCGUACACAAGAAGGUCCAGUGGAAAAGACAACCAUUACUUUUUAUGAGGUGCAGUAGUUGUUGACCAUGACUGAUCUGAAAAAUCCUAUAAUCCAAGCCAACAAGAGUCUGCUGCUGAUGAAGAAAUAGAUGCCUACACAAGAUAUGUCAUGUCUGCUGUGCAAAUACCACCUGCAGCCUGCAAAGACCAAGAAUCAACAGAUGGUAAACACCAGCCUGAGCUAAAAGAAGAUAAUGGCAUUUACUCAAACAAUGCAAAGCAGAAGAAACAGCCUUCACCUUGUUGGACACUUUAG
This is a messenger RNA of Chaetura pelagica (chimney swift), 1059 nucleotides long. RefSeq names its product gypsy retrotransposon integrase 1 (gene GIN1). The record is from RefSeq and is a predicted model, not a curated record. Lineage: Eukaryota; Metazoa; Chordata; Aves; Apodiformes; Apodidae.